Molecule: messenger RNA, 1352 nt
Organism: Thermothelomyces thermophilus ATCC 42464
Lineage: Eukaryota; Fungi; Ascomycota; Sordariomycetes; Sordariales; Chaetomiaceae
Exons: 5
Coding region: 265-1266 (333 amino acids)
Biological process (GO): L-histidine biosynthetic process
Cellular component (GO): cytoplasm
Molecular function (GO): ATP phosphoribosyltransferase activity; magnesium ion binding
Source: RefSeq, a predicted model, not a curated record
GGCGCCCAAAAAAUCGACCUCUGACUCGAUCGAGACAGCUCGAACCCGAGGCAGCGGACCGCGAUAUCUUAUGCGACGACAAGCGCCUGGCUCUCUCGGUCAUCGACGAGUACCUGACAGAGUGAACUAUCCUGCAAUUGGUCAAGAAUACACAAAGACUACCUUACUGCAGGUUUCUCAGCUACGCAAUCCGCUUGCACCAUAUACCCUUGCCAAUCACCCCUUGGCUUGACGUCUCAGCGGUAUAUCUUUCCUUAAACCGCCAUGGAUCUGGUCAACCACUUAGAAGGCCGGCUCCUCUUUGCAGUUCCCAAGAAGGGCCGUCUCCUCCAAGCGUCUCUGAACCUCCUCGAAGGCGCCGACAUCCAGUUCAAGCGUGAGAACCGCCUCGACAUCGCCCUCGUCAAGAACCUGCCGAUCGCCCUCGUCUUCCUCCCCGCGGCCGACAUCCCCACCUUUGUCGGCGAGGGCCGGGUCGACCUGGGCAUCACGGGCCACGAUCAGGUGCAGGAGCACGAUGCCGGUGUCCGGGCGCUCGCGCGCGCCCGGCGCAUGAGCAACGAGUGGGAUCCCAGCAGGACUGGCAGUGCCAAGCCCCAGGGCUGCGAAACCAUCAUGGACCUCGGUUUCGGUGCUUGCCGCCUGCAGGUCCAGGUGCCCGCCAAGGGAGAGUACACCGAGAGCAAGGAUUUGAUCGGCAAGAACAUUGGCACCAGCUUCGUCCACCUCACGCGCGAGUACUUUGCUCGCCUCGAGAUGGAGCAAGAGGGUAUCACGGACCCGGCCCAGAUGGAGGGGAGGAAGCUGCGGACAAAGAUCAUCGAGCUCAGCGGGAGCGUGGAGGCGGCCUGCGCACUGGGCGUCGCCGACGGUAUUGUCGAUCUUGUCGAAUCCGGCGAAACAAUGAAGGCGGCCGGUCUUAAAGCCAUCGACACCGUGGUCGAGACGUCCGCCAUCCUGAUCAAGUCAAAGGCGCCCAGCAACCCGGCGCUGGUUGAUCUCAUUGCCUCGCGCAUCCGCGGCGUCAUCACGGCCCAAAAGUACGUCUUGUGCCAGUACAACGUGCCGCGCGCCAAGCUGGCCGACGCGACCCGUGUCACGCCGGGCAAGCGCGCCGCCACCGUCACCUCGCUCGAUGAAGAGGGCUGGGUGGCCGUCAGCGCCAUGGUGGAAAAGAAACGCAUCGCUCCCGUCAUGGACGAGCUGGUCCAAGUCGGCGCCGAGGAUAUCUUGGUUCUUGAUAUCCACAACACGAGGAGUAGCUGAACAAGUAAUGGCCAAGAUGGAGGCCUAGAGUAUAGAUCAAAGGGGGAAAAAAGUAAAAAAAGGGAGCAUAUGACAUGAUGGUGCCC